AUGGGGCAGCGCCACCAAAUCUACGUUAUCGCACGCGUGCGCUGCGAGGACGAAACGACCGGUCACCGACGCUGCGUGGCCGCAUACCAUCACCAGUGGUGCUAUGGCCGCACAGCCUUGCACCUUCUCUCGCGCUUCCUGAGGCUCAUAUCCCAACCUGAUAAUGUCCAGUCAAUACGCCGCGAGAUCGCAAAUGUGCAGGGAAAUUGGGGCGAGGAACCUGCCGAGGUCGCCGUUGGGCGUGAAGAUUACGUCCCUUGCCCGUUCAUCGCUUUCCUUUUGCAUCUGGCUUGGAACGUCAACCUCGACGACGUCCCAGUAUACGUUGCUGGCACGACCUUCUCCAAUGCCGUGCAGGACGUUCGGAUGGACACAUCGGACGGCCACAACGACGACGGCAUCACUAUUAUUGAUGUCACGGAUCCUUCCAAGCCAUCAUAUUGUUUCAACCAGAUUGGCGGUCCCCCCCUCACUGCGGAACAGUACGUUCGGCAGUACUACCCGCAGACUAUCGAUCUCGCUUCUGUCAACGACGCCCAAGUCCAGGACAACGACACGCUUACGAAAGCAGUCGCAACGGAACACAUGGUUUUACAAGCCAUAUCACCUCUACAAGACGUACCGCUCAUGUCCAUCGACUCGCUUGUCGAGGCUUGGCCCGAAGAUUAUUACCGUGCACGAAGGAAGAUGUUAGCGGCAGGCACCUACGUGUCCGGGGACCCUGGCUCUCCAGAUAACCCUAUUCCGGCUGUCUUUACCUCUUACAUUUCGUCUCGCCGUUCGCCGCCAGCGAUACCGAGCCUAGCGGACAUCUCCUUACGCCAAGCCAUUCUCUAUGCAGUCAACGAAGGCGACGUUGAGUCCAUCCAAGAUUCUACGUCCCAGCCUGGCCAGCGCGAGAUCAUCUUCAGCACAUUGCGAGACAUAUCGCCACUCCCUCAAGCUGGUGCAGAGCUGCUCGCCUUCGCCAUCGGUCGAGAUCACCCCGUCGACGUGCUCAAUCUGUCUGGCAUCGAUCUGACAUCCUCUGCUGUCAUUGGUCUUGUGCGUGCUGCGGGAAGUGCUCUUAUCAAGCUUGAUUUGACUGGGAAUUCUCGAGUGACGAUCAGUGACGUCGUCGACAUCCUGAGAGUAGCUCCCAGCAUCCGGCAACUGAUCAUAUUUGGUUGUCCUCUCGUUUCUGACGAAGAGAUAUACGGCCUCCUCGCAACCUCUCCAAAGGCCAUCUAUACUCUUGAGUUCAUUGGACACGACGCAUUCUUCCGGCGCCCGUAUGAUGGAAACCCUCGGUGCCCAUAUGCUCCAUCAUUCACCUGCAUACUUGGGGAUUCUUGGAUGCGAAAGUCAAUCACCACAUCUCUCCCUUACUUCACUCCAAGCCGCCUUCUGCGUUGCAUGUACACGCUCUUGAAGCCGUUCGCGGCCGCAUACUCCGCUUACACCAAGAUAAUGCUUCCUCCCAGUGAUAUCAAUAGCGACCCGUCGCUUCCUGAUAUCGCUCUCACGACCGGCCAUCUCUUGAAAUCCUCUACGGCUGUCCUGCAUGCAGCUUUCGCCGCGUGGGAUACCGAAGCCGCCUCAGUCUCGGACGCCGUUCGCUUGGCGCAAGUACAAGGACCCGAUCCUUCCGGGCUGAGAGCCAACACGCAACGAAUCACGCUGAUACCGCAAACGCCAGCGUCUCCGGAGGGUUGGUUAUUGCUGCUACAGCCCGAGAACACCCAGACGAGACCUCGCUUCGGUAUCGCUCGCAAACGCGUGAACCAACCACCUAUCGAUUCGGAGCCGGCUACUAAAGGGGCGCAUGGCAUUGAGGUGUUCACGCUCACCGAGUUUGUCAAAGCGCUUGUGGACGAGGGUCGUCCUGCGCCACCGCCUGAAGACGUCGCGGCGCUCGCUGGAGUCAUCGAUGCUACCUUCCCGGAGGAACACGGCGAUCGUCGAUUCGAUUCUGCAAGUGCCGCGGCGUUUCUGAAGAGGACACAAAGGCCAACAUGGUGA
This is a messenger RNA of Peniophora sp. CBMAI 1063, 2001 nucleotides long. The record is from the annotation of a GenBank genome assembly. Lineage: Eukaryota; Fungi; Basidiomycota; Agaricomycetes; Russulales; Peniophoraceae.